AUGCCAUCAUUUGUUAAUGAAAUUCUCCAAAGGCCACUCCAAGUGGCCUGUAUCCAGAUAGCAAGUGGUCCCGACAAAGCCGCAAAUAUUGCUCAAGUGAGGAAGAAGGUCUUACAGGCGGCCGCUGGAGGUGUUUCCCUUAUUGUUCUUCCGGAAUGCUUCAACUCGCCAUAUUCCACUGCAAGAUUUCGCGAGUAUGCCGAGCCCUUAUCAUCAUGCCCCGACUCCACGGAGGCACCUACCUUCGCCGCAUUGCAAAAGAUGGCUCAAGAGGCCGGUGUGUUUCUCAUAGGAGGAAGUAUCCCUGAACGUGACCAGGCCGGGAAAAUCUAUAAUACCUGCGCGGUGUACUCUCCUGAAGGGAAGUUGCUUGCAUCUCAUCGCAAAAUGCAUCUAUUCGACAUCGAUAUCCCAGGCGGCAUGUCAUUUCGGGAAUCAGAUACCCUAUCACCUGGCAAUAAAAUCACGAUCGUGGAUUUGGAUGGGUUCGGGAAGAUUGGCAUCGGAAUAUGCUAUGACUUGCGUUUCGCGGAACUUAGUAUGAUUGCAGCUCGAGAGGGUGCUUUCGGACUAAUUUUCCCCUCCGCAUUUAACACAACAACUGGACCGCUUCACUGGGAGCUGCUUGGUCGUUCCCGCGCAGUCGAUAACCAGGUCUACAGUAUUCUGUGUUCGCAAUCAAGGGCGCCACCACCUGCAUACCCUUCCUGGGGUUACAGCAUGAUCAGCGAUCCGAUGGGUCGAAUUGUUGCCGGGGCCAAGGAGAGCGACGACAUCAUAUAUGCGACUUUGGAGCCAGAUGUUAUCAGGGAGUCUCGCCAGGCGAUUCCUAUUAGCAGCCAGAGGAGAUAUGACGUGUAUCCGGAUAUCGGAGCGUUCCCGAUCGUUUGA
Penicillium cosmopolitanum is the source of this 891-nucleotide messenger RNA. RefSeq names its product carbon-nitrogen hydrolase family protein. Lineage: Eukaryota; Fungi; Ascomycota; Eurotiomycetes; Eurotiales; Aspergillaceae. Gene Ontology annotation, biological process: L-glutamine metabolic process; oxaloacetate metabolic process. The record is from RefSeq and is a predicted model, not a curated record. Gene Ontology annotation, molecular function: omega-amidase activity. Gene Ontology annotation, cellular component: mitochondrion. The coding region runs from base 1 to 891 and encodes 296 amino acids. The transcript is spliced from 2 exons.